CUUUAAAUGUGUGCUUGCCCUUGCUAUGUUAAUAUUAUUUGUGUUGUGGCGGUGCUGGCGGCGGUAUCAUAUAUAGACGCACGCGGACAACAUGACACCCUGUGAAAAAUUGGAAAAUUGUGAGGUAUGUGCCAAAGUUAGUGCCAAAUAUACCUGUCCCAAGUGCGAGGUUAGAACUUGCUCUCUCAAAUGUGUAAAUAUCCAUAAGAAGGAGCUCGACUGUAGUGGCAUACGUGACAAAACUAAAUUUGUGCCUUUGAAACAAUUUACUGAUUUGGAUCUUCUGAGUGAUUAUCGAUUGCUCGAACAAGUGGGAAGAUCAGUUGAUCAAUUGCAGAGAGAUGAAUCCAAAAAAUAUGGACGAUUCCAUAAUUUACCAACACAUUUGCAUAAAUUGAGGCAGGCAGCAACUAAGAGCAAAGUGCAACUAGAAUUCAUGCCUCAAAAUUUCUCCAGGCACAAACAAAAUACAACAUUUUUCAAUUGGAAGACUAAUGAAUUAUUUUGGAGGAUAGAGUGGAUAUUUCCUCAAGCUGAGAAUACCAAAUGUGUGACACAAAGAGCUCUCGAGACUUCACGAUUAUCGGACUUACUAGACAAUAUACUAGAUCCAUUGAUGAAUUCUAAUAAUGUAACAGCUGACGAUAUGAAAGAGAGAGAACUUGUUGCUGAUAAGCUUCAGUUCUAUUGUUCAUCUGGUCUAAGUGGAAUUAAAGUAUUUCUAAAGGCUGAGAAAGUGAAGAAAUCUGAUUCUAGAUUUUAUCAACUCGAUGUUACAGAGAGUCUCAAAGAAAAUCUCGCCAACAAAACCAUCAUUGAAUUUCCAAUUAUUUAUAUUGCUCUGAACGAUCAUGCACAUAUAUUUGAAACUAUUGAUUCAGAUGCAGAUGAAGAAGAAGAAGAACAACAACAACAACAAGAGAUUGAAACGAAAUUGAAAUUGAAUAGGAGGACAAAUUAUUGGAAAAAUCCAAGGAGAAAUCCAACAAGUAACAAUCUCCGGCAUAAAGACAAGAUUAUAAAGCAAGUGUCUCCCGUCAACUUUUUCUUCAACAACAACGCUUCAUCGGAGUCUGAGAAUGAAUCUAUGGACCAAAGUUGAUGAAAAAUAUGAAAAAUAUCUUGAAGAAAAGAAAUUAAUCAUUACCAAUUUUUAACAAUUGUAACAAAAUAACUAUAAUCAUGAUACACAUUAAUUAUA
This is a messenger RNA of Diachasma alloeum, 1201 nucleotides long. Its product is annotated as box C/D snoRNA protein 1. NCBI's taxonomy places the organism in Eukaryota, Metazoa, Arthropoda, Insecta, Hymenoptera, Braconidae. Bases 92 to 1102 code for a protein of 336 amino acids. Gene Ontology annotation, cellular component: pre-snoRNP complex; nucleus. Gene Ontology annotation, biological process: snoRNA localization; box C/D snoRNP assembly; maturation of LSU-rRNA from tricistronic rRNA transcript (SSU-rRNA, 5.8S rRNA, LSU-rRNA). The transcript has 5 exons. The record is from RefSeq and is a predicted model, not a curated record.